This is a messenger RNA of Mizuhopecten yessoensis (Yesso scallop), 1474 nucleotides long. RefSeq lists its product as uncharacterized. NCBI's taxonomy places the organism in Eukaryota, Metazoa, Mollusca, Bivalvia, Pectinida, Pectinidae. The record is from RefSeq and is a predicted model, not a curated record. The transcript has 2 exons. The coding region runs from base 454 to 1104 and encodes 216 amino acids.
UAGCAGCAUCUAUAGAUAUUUAUCAACUCGCUGACAGCACGACAGAAAACAUACAUAGCCAGGUCUGGAGUUUAAUGUAGGGAUUCGAUAUAACGCGUACAGGUGACAAUUUUAAUGAUAAGAAAGCGAUAAGAGAAUAUCUACUUUAUCAUUAUAAACGUACAGUGUAGAUGUACAUCGAUUGUGAAAGUUUAUAACAAGCUCGGGUACCUAUCUCAUAACCAACGAAUCUGAUUGGUCGACCUCGCUCUGAACUGUAGACUUAAUAUCCAAUACCCCCUUAGUGUAUUUAAUACCUCUCAUCGUGUAUAUCCAGUGUUGGUCAUUCCAUUAUAACCCAGUCGUCUGUACGUACGUACUCACUUCACUUUGUACACCAACUUUCGGGACGCUUGAAAGCGUUUACUUCCUUAAACAUCUUUUGGAUUGUCGUGAAGAAGAACAAACGAAACAAUGGCCAAACCUGACCUACCAAGGGGCUACCUCGGAGCCCAACCCAAAUUUGGAGAAUUCGGAUUAAGCACUCACAGUCAUAAGGACCCUGAUGUUACCCUGACCGGAAACGAGGUGGAGAUCCAGUUUAAGAUGGACCGUCCGGUGAAGGUGACCGGGAACCUCAUCCAGGUGUCCACUCUCAAGGAACACACAGAUAACAUCUUCACGCAGACGCAGGGAGACGUAGUUAGCUUCCUCGUCCAAAUACCGGAACCAGGUUUCUACAAGCUCCAAAUAUACGCACUUCCGGUCUCUGACGAAAGCAAGACUCUUCCCGGAGUUUUUAACUAUAUUUUGAACUGUCCGCGUAUUUCGAAACCUGUCCAUCCCUUUCCGAAACAAUACGCCCAAUGGAAGGAAGGCUGCUAUAUAUACGAACCCCUUGUGGUCUCUAAGGACGGUUUGAACCGCGGAGCCUCGUUCCGAGUGGUUGUUCCGAAUGCCAAAGCCGUGGCAGCUGUCGUCAACGAGGAGUGGACGCAGCUUGACAACAAGGGAAACAAUCUAUGGGAAGGAAAGGUCAAAGGUAGCGCAGACAAGAUGACCUUGAACGCAAACUUUGGAGGAGAAGAGUCGAAGUAUUCCACAUUAUUGGAAUAUAACAUGUAGAUUUAAAGACAUUCGAUAGACAAUCAGUAAUCAAUUUAGAGCCGGUAUAUCGUACUGUAGAUUAUUUCUCGAAGUGCACGCAUCUUUGUGAUUUGAAUCGACUGUGGCGAAUUUGCACUAGUGUGAUUUAAAUAACGUUAACUAUACUUUCGUCAAUAAACAUUAACCGCAAUAUCUCCAUGUCAAGAGAAAUGUAUUUGGUUACAGAAUAAUUGAUCCGCGCAUGUGCAAUCAACAAUCGAUGUAGCGUAAUCUCUUGUUCCGUGUGACGUCACUUCCAUGUCAUGUCUUCAAAGAGGUUCUGUCAAACACAACAUGUGACACUGCGAUGUUAUUUCUAAUUUUCUAUUAAAAUAUUUAUCCAAUUGAA